Molecule: messenger RNA, 387 nt
Organism: Anisakis simplex (herring worm)
Lineage: Eukaryota; Metazoa; Nematoda; Chromadorea; Rhabditida; Anisakidae
Source: the annotation of a GenBank genome assembly
AUGCCAACAACACUCUGCGAUGAAUUUGAAUAUAAUCCAUUUUUGAGGACACAUCAACCGGAACUAUGGAUGGGUCUGUCGAACAUGGGUUAUAUAGUACCUGAGCAUUUGAUUGUUCAGUCAUCUGUUUGUGAGGCGAUUGAGAAGUCUUAUGAGGAGAUUAAAGUUGAUAAAUAUGGUAAUGAGACAGAAUGUGAGGAGAAUAAUGAGAAUAAGCCUGAUUUGAACGGCAUGAGCACUGUUAGUAACAAUAGUGAUAACAGUAACAGUGAUAAUGGUACUGAAAUGAGAAGUGCUGAAUGCACAUUCAAAGAUCAAGUUUUGGUGUUACGUUUACUGAGAAUGGCAAAAUAUGAAUACUACAAAAAAAUGGCGAAAGGUAGUUGA